Hypomesus transpacificus is the source of this 1343-nucleotide messenger RNA. RefSeq lists its product as uncharacterized. NCBI's taxonomy places the organism in Eukaryota, Metazoa, Chordata, Actinopteri, Osmeriformes, Osmeridae. Gene Ontology annotation, biological process: protein ubiquitination. The transcript has 4 exons. The coding region runs from base 434 to 760 and encodes 108 amino acids. Gene Ontology annotation, molecular function: ubiquitin protein ligase activity. The record is from RefSeq and is a predicted model, not a curated record.
GGGCUCGCCCUGGGAGGAGAGGUGCGGAGCGAAUGCGCUGUCCCGCCCCCACAACACAGACGCUUUAAACAGGAGGGAGGCAGAACAGCGGGCCACUUCCCUGCGUCUGUGUUCCCUGUGUGUAAACCGGCUGAUAACUCGCGUCUUUGGAGUAGAUCUGCACUGGCAACAACCUUAGCCCAGGAAUCGCUUUUUAUUAGAAGUUACCUUCCAACCUGUCAACCGCCUGGUUCCUGUUUAAAGACCCAAUCACACGAUCCCCUUCCAGGUCAGCUGACAGGAAGAGUCUCCGUUCUGCCAAGUCGUCUUCGUCCUCCCAACUCCAGAAAUCAUAGCCAGGGGUCCAGCGCUGCAGCCCAGGUUUUCCCCCCAGGAUUCUCCACUUCAACGUUCCCUGCAGGGUUAUCCAGGUUCCCCCCAGCUCUCCCCAGCCAUGGUUCUGUGCGAGGACGGGGAUUGCGGCGUGUGCCUGGAGCGUUUCUCCCGUCAGGAGCGCAUUCCCAGGGUGCUCCACUGCAGACACACGUUCUGCGCAGCAUGCCUGGAGACCCUGUCUCAGGCCAAGAGCGGCAUGGUGACGGUGGUCUGCCCUCUGUGCCGACAGAUGACCUGCGUGGGCCGAGGACGCACCCUUAGCGAGGCCCUCUGGGUCGACAGCAGACUGUGGGAGCAGAUACCAGAGAAGCCAGAGGAAGAGGAGCCCUUCCUCAAAGCACUCCAGGACCAAGCUCAAGUUCCCAGGCUUCCUGAGGACGUUUAGUCUGAGCAGGCAGCCUCAGGAGAGGAUUGUGCCCGGGAGCAACGUGGAGAUGAAAUCUUGGAGGAGGCUUUCAACGGAAGACACUUUCUAGAAAGGAAACCGACAGCAGCGGAGUUCAUCGUUAUGCUUACACCCCCGCACACGCCCUUCCGGAGGAGAGCCCUUUUCUGGUGUUGUCUUCCUGGUGAAACUCAGUCAGCCAUGACCCUGGACAGCUCUGAGAACCAGGAGGACAGGGCAGCCCUCUUUGGGAGUCUGGGCCAGCGGCAGCAUUGUCAGCAGGCAGUGAAACCAGCCCAGUCACCCUGGUUCUCCAGAAGAUAUUUCAACCUUAAUUCCUUGCAGCUGGUACUCUGGGAUUUGGUUCAGCUGUCCCAAUAGAGCAGUGCCACAGAAGACUGGGCCCUCCCACCAAACAGAUGGUCUUCUAAGGAUGUCUCCCUCCAUCCCCAUCCUCCAUCCCUCCCCACAACCUCAAGCAUUUGAAAAACGGCUAUUUAAUUUAUUGACAACUUUGUAUUUAUGCCCACUGUAUUUGAGCCCACGUUUAUUAUUGAUUAAAACAUUUAUUGAAAGAAUUCAA